This is a messenger RNA of Arvicanthis niloticus (Nile rat), 927 nucleotides long. NCBI's taxonomy places the organism in Eukaryota, Metazoa, Chordata, Mammalia, Rodentia, Muridae. The record is from RefSeq and is a predicted model, not a curated record.
AUGCCCAGUCACAGAAUGGAAUUCUGGACUAUCUCAAUUAUAAUACUUCUUUUAUUACAAAUUACAACUGGAAUACUGGGAAAUGUCUCUCUUUUUAUCUACUAUCUUGUCUACUAUACAGAACAUACAUUAAAGCCCACAGAUUUGAUUCUCAUGCAUCUAACGGCAUCCAAUACCUUGAUAGUUCUCUCUACAGGAAUACCCUACACAAUGACAGCAUUUGGGAUGAAGCAGUUUUUAAAUGAUUUUGGAUGUGAAUUGAUUUUUUACUUUCAAAGAGUAGGCCGAAGUGUGUCCGUUAGUACCACUUGUUUCUUGAGUGUCUUCCAGGCCAUCACCAUCAAUCACAGGGAAUCCUGCUGUAAGGAUCAAAAGGUAAAAGCUGCAAAGUACAUUGGAUGCUCCAUUUCCCUUCUUUGGGUCUUGUCCAUGAUUAUACAUUUCAUUUUCUUGGUGUCCAUAUUUGCCAAAAGAUCUAACAAAACCAUAACAAGAAACCGAGAUUUUGAGUACUGUUCCACAGGACGGCAUAAUGAAAUUACUGGCUUGCUCUAUGCAGCAUUGGUGGUGUGUCCUGAAAUCUUCUUUUCUGUGCUCAUUGCCUGGUCCAGUGGUUCCAUGAUUGUGAUUCUGUACCGACACAAGAAGAGAGUUCAAUACAUCCACAGCAAUCAUGUUUCCACGAGAAACUCUCCAGAAUCCAGAGCCACCCAGAAUAUUCUGGUCCUGGUGUCUACCUUUCUGGCAUUUUACACUGUCUCCUCUGUCUUACAUGGCUGCGUAGCUCUUUUGUAUGACCACAGUUGGUGGCUGCUGAACAUCACUCGCCUCACUUCUCUGUGUUUUCCAUCCUUUGCACCCUUUGUUAUUAUGAGUUAUCACUCCCUUAUGUCCAGACUCAGUUUGUUAUGGAAUAAAAUCUCCUAA